AUGUCCGUUGCCACGACAGCUCUAAUGAUACUAAUGACGAAGUGGGCAGCCAACACGGCCUCAGCGACCGGCGAACCAUUGCUUGGCAAAACGUGGAAACCACCGUGUGCGAUAGCCAAAGAACUGCGGAAAGUCCCAGUAAUGGCGUACACACACGAAAGCAACCUGCAGGACGCGAUAACAGCAGCAGAGCGAACAGCGGCGAAGUUAAACCUGUACGCGGCAACUACGCAGUCCGACGUCGAAACGACGGCACUGCUAUCAGCAGCAGCCGCAGCCAUUUACGAAGAAGCGGACGCAAGCGAACGGCAGAGAAGCAACUUCAUCAAGACAGCACUCGAAGCAACUGCGACGACUCAGGAGCUAACCGGCGGCAUUGAAGCAAGCCUCCAGGUAUUCAAAAGCGCGAAGCACAGCGGAGGAUACUGUCUAGCAGACACCGACACCGACGAGGACAAGACAGCCGACAUAGCAACAGCUGGCUGCGAGCAGAGACCAAAAACUAUGAAGAAAACCCCAAGCGAAACGUUAGACGCCGAUAUAAUCAGCGCGACUGGAUUCAAGACUAUCGACGAAAUCACCGGAACUAACGGGAUGGCAACCAGUGUGUCAACCAAGUGCGGGCUAGUCAACUUCGCAGGUGCAGGCACAGGAGCCUUCGUAACCGGAGCCACGGCCGUAAACUUUGGAUAUGGGCUAUUCAAAAUAGCCACAACAAACCGGGUGACACGGACGAGCCAGCAGAACCUGAAAAAGCAAACCAACAGAGAUGCAGACGACCUCCUAACGCUCGCUUUCAAUGACGCAGACACGAUAAGGGCGGCCAUAACGCAGCAGCUCGCACAUGAACCAGAAGCGAUAAUCAAAGCAGCAGUAACAACGGGCAAACUCAAAGGACACCUAACGAAACUACUUCACAAGCUGUACGGCAAACAAGCCGGCAAACAAGCGGAGGACAAAGCCGAAGUGCUAAUCAAGGAGAACUUUGGAGAGGCUGGUGAAAAGGUGAAAAGCUUUUUGAACAAGCUAGAUGAGGCAGACGCGAUCAACGUCGAUCCAAGCGCCACUACCAAUACGAAAAUCAAAGAAAUAAACGAUGCUGGCAUCUUACAAGUAACUUUGGCUUUUUACAAAAUACUGGAGGUGAAACACAAGCAACAAAUGGCGGACCAAGUUGCUAAGUUACAAGCACAAGCAACUGAAAAGCAACAGGAUGUAAAAUCCGCAGAACAAACUUGUAACGACUUGAAAGAAAAAAGUGAUUGUGACACGAAUAACAGAUGCACUUAUGAUAAAACGAAAGAGGAUGGCAAAAAGUGCACAUUGAGUGAUGAAGAGAAAGAAGCAGCUCAGAAAGAGGGAGGAGAGAAAGAUAGCAAAACUGGAAACACAAACACCACAGGAAGCAAUUCUUUUGUCAUUAACAAGGCCCCUCUUUUGCUUGCAUUUUUGCUUUUUUAA
Molecule: messenger RNA, 1461 nt
Organism: Trypanosoma brucei brucei TREU927
Lineage: Eukaryota; Euglenozoa; Kinetoplastea; Trypanosomatida; Trypanosomatidae
Product: variant surface glycoprotein (VSG), putative
Exons: 1
Coding region: 1-1461 (486 amino acids)
Biological process (GO): symbiont-mediated evasion of host immune response
Source: RefSeq, a predicted model, not a curated record